AUGCCCUCGCCCUCCGCCUCGUUUGACCUCGACAAUUCCAGCUUAGUGCGGCCCGCGGAGCGGCGAUGUCGCCUCCUCUUCGAGCGCGCGCAGCUUUUCCAGGGCGGCGAGUCCCGAUAUUGCAGCUCGGCGACUGUGGGAGAUGCGAGCCGGCUUGCAUUCCUGCCGCCUCUGCUCACGGGUGCGACGAAUGGAGCAUGGGAGAGGCUCGGGCUGCAGUCGGAUUCCAGAGCCGUGUCAUUAUCGUGCUUUCCGGAGCGGCUGCUGCUGCUGGACCCGGCAGGGACCCGGCAGGGCAAUGGCCUGACGGACGACCAUCCGGCGUUGCCAAGCCGGGGUCGCCGCAAUUUCGAGGACGCCUUCCGGGUCGGACUGGACCUGCUUUCGACAAUCCGGACAUGUUCCUUCGGAAACGCGUAG
This is a messenger RNA of Diaporthe amygdali, 420 nucleotides long. RefSeq lists its product as uncharacterized. The record is from RefSeq and is a predicted model, not a curated record. Bases 1 to 420 code for a protein of 139 amino acids. The transcript has 2 exons. Lineage: Eukaryota; Fungi; Ascomycota; Sordariomycetes; Diaporthales; Diaporthaceae.